AUGGACCAAGACAGCCGGGAGCUUCAAAUGCGCCAAAAUAUUGCCGUCAUUAAAACCGUCGCCUUUUCCGUCGAAGAAGUCAGACGCGUCCUCAGUCACAUAAAACCUGAUAAGUCUCCUGGACCCGACGGAAUUCCCGGGCUGAUACUUAAGGAGCUAUCAACGGAGCUGUCAAAGCCUCUUUCGACUCUCUUUGAGCUGUCAAUGAGAACAGGAAGGCUGCCAUCACAGUGGAAGACAGCUAACCUCGUCCCCUUACAUAAAGGCGGUAGCAGGAUGGCAGCAAGCUGUUUCAGGCCUAUUAGCUUAACUUGCCUCCCUUGCAAAACGAUGGAAGCUAUAGUAAAGAACGCUAUACAGCAAUUUUGUGAAGAAAAUAACAUCUUACGGGAUUUUCAACAUGGCUUCCGAAGAGGACGUUCCUGCCUCUCAAAUCUGCUAGCUUGUCUGGAGAUCUGGACCAGGGCUCUAGAAGAGGGUUUUGAGGUCGAUGUCGUGUACAUCGAUUUCCGCAAAGCUUUUGACACUGUCCCACACCAACGUCUUCUUCACAAAUUGAGCGACAUUGGCAUCCAGGGAGAUCUUCUGAACUGGAUUAGGGCGUUUCUGGUUGGUCGGAAACAACGUGUCUGUAUCGGGGAUGAUAUGUCAGAAUGGGUGAAUGUGACCAGUGGUGUGCCGCAAGGCUCAGUUCUGGGACCAUUACUCUUCAUCCUUUACGUUAACGACAGCCUUCAGGAACUCGACUGCGGCAAAAUAAUGUUUGCAGACGACGUUAAGCUCUGGCAAGUCAUUAGGGGUCCGAAUGAUCAGAAAUCCCUUCAAGAUAAUCUGCACCGACUGCAAGCGUGGUCGAAGAAAUGGCUUCUAGAUUUCAAUGUGGAGAAGUGUGCCGUCCUUCAUCUGCGUCCAACCAACUCUCAUUCAAAUGAGAGUCUGAGGACUUAUCACCUGAAAGAUAUAAGGCUCCCCGCAGAAUCUUCACAGAAGGAUCUCAGGGUUUGGAUACAGAACAACCUGAAACCAACACUGCAGUGCCACAAGGCUGCAAAAAACGCCAUGGGAGUGCUGCAUGCAAUAUAA
Molecule: messenger RNA, 1083 nt
Organism: Spirometra erinaceieuropaei
Lineage: Eukaryota; Metazoa; Platyhelminthes; Cestoda; Diphyllobothriidea; Diphyllobothriidae
Source: the annotation of a GenBank genome assembly